Anthostomella pinea is the source of this 2145-nucleotide messenger RNA. NCBI's taxonomy places the organism in Eukaryota, Fungi, Ascomycota, Sordariomycetes, Xylariales, Xylariaceae. The record is from the annotation of a GenBank genome assembly.
AUGACUUCCAGACGCCCAGAGGACGUUUUCAUAGCUCUCCUGAGGUCUGUCUAUCAGAGAGCACAGCAUGGCACCAUCCAAUGGGGUCCGGCUCGACCUGUGCUAUCCUUGGAGCUCCCCUCCACACAACGGCUAAGCUCCCGACAAGCAAUUGGGCGACGCGGCCUUCACAGUAGCUCUGGCCAUGUCUCGCGUGCGCAAAGACGAGCGUACGCAACCAGCGAGGCUCGGAAAGAAGCGCCGCGAGAGAUAGCCGUCCUCGGAGGUGGUAUCACUGGGUUGACAACUGCCCACUAUCUGGCACGCCAUGCCACGAACGCCAACAUCACGCUGUACGAAGCCAGCGGAAAUCUUGGGGGAUGGGUAGAAGCAGAACGAGCACAGGUCAACAAGGGCCAACCCGGGGACGUGCUGCUUCAGCAUGGCCCGCGAAUGCUCCGAUCUGGUGCUUCAUCCCAGAAGUACGACGACCUUGUGCUAUAUGACGUGAGCUUUGCUGAUGUGUGUGCCCUCCGUCAGCUAGCCAGCCUCGAAAUGCAACACAAGAUUCGACCGUUCGCCGACCCCGGAAACCGCUACCUAUACUACCCGGACCGCCUCGUGAAGCUGCCGUCUGGCGAGCUCAGUGUCGACAACAUAGUUGGCACGAUACGCAGUUGGCUGAAUGACUCGAUAUGGGACGGGACCCUGCGGAGUUUCUACAACUAUUGGACGAAGUACCAAAGGUCACUUGUACCUGGCCAGAUAUUGCCUGCAUCUCCUGCAAAGAUGCUCGAAAAGGACGAAUCUGUGGGAGAGUUCAUGACUAGAGUGUUCGAGGAUGACAGGCCAGUCAAGAACAUGUUAUCCGGCAUAAUGCACGGUAUAUACGGAGGUGAUGUGAACAAGCUGAGCGCGAAGCACACAAUGCUUGAUCGCAUGUGGUACCAGUUGACACUGCCCGUUCCAGAAGGCCAAAUCUGGAUGGCCAACAAGGACUGGUACCUCCUCUACGACACUCUCAACGGCCCGAACCGUUUGAAGGUCAUCGAGACGGCGGAGAAAGCCAUCUCUUGGAAUACACUCGCUUUCGACGACGGUCUCCUGUCGCUGGUAGACGGCUUGGUGAAAGACCUGGAGAAACAAAGCAACGUUACCAUCAAGUACGAUGCCCCGGUCACAUCGUUGAGUUACAACAAUGAUCAAGUCUCUGUGAUUACUGCAAAGACAGAUCAGCCGAAUAACUACGAUCAAGUGAUCAGCACGCUCUUCUCGAGGCAUCUCUCACAGAUAGUUCAGCCACCGAACAGCUUGCCUUCGCUGGCUGAGACGCAUGCCAUCACAAUAAUGGUCGUCAACCUCUGGUACCCUACGCCUGGGCUCCUCCGCGACAUCCGGGGGUUCGGGUACCUUAUUCCCUCUUCGACCCCGGAUAACGAUGAGUGCGCCCUCGGUGUUCUCUUCGAUUCGGACCUUCAAACACGUGAUGAAGUCCCAGGCACGAAGCUCACAGUCAUGCUCGGUGGACAUCACUGGGAUGAAUGGGAGAGUCUGCCGACUGAGGAGAUGGGCGCCGAAAUGGCAAAGCAGAUAGUCAAGCGCCACCUGGGCAUUGACGACAAGGAGGAAGUCGUCGUGAGUUCCCGUCUCUGCCGAGAGUGCCUCCCGCAGCACUACGUGGGCCACCGCGAACGCAUGAACAAAGCACACUACGAACUUCUCUCCACAUUCCAGGGGAAGCUCACAGUCGCGGGUCCCAGCUACACCACGAUCGGCGUAAUCCCAUCGAUGCGAGCUGGCUUCGACGCGGCCAUGCGCGUCGCCCGCGGCCACGGCCCCCCGUGGUUCCGAUACUCGGGUUCGGGUUCGCAGCCGGACUGGUGGACGCCGAUCCUGAAGAGGAAUGAGCAGACGGGAUGGAAAAUCCGCGACCAUGUGGGUGCCACGGGCUUAGAGGGCUUUACCGAGUCCGAGUUCCACUGCAUGUACCCCUCGCCGAAGGAGUCGCUCAUGUUCCGGAAAUGGACUGGGGCGCAUAGCCGCUUCCUGGAUGACGACGGCCAGUGGAUCACGUCCGAGGGGCAAGAGCCCGGUGGUUUCCGCGUUGGAAAUGGAGUCACGGAGCAGGAUAAGAAUGAAGAUGCUUCGGGGCAGGACAGGAAGUAG